Messenger RNA from Linum tenue, 1867 nucleotides. The record is from the annotation of a GenBank genome assembly. Lineage: Eukaryota; Viridiplantae; Streptophyta; Magnoliopsida; Malpighiales; Linaceae.
CUCUGUUCUUUCUUUCCCCUGUUUUGUGGCGACUAGCGACUGGCGAGAUGCAAAGCAAAGCAACUGUCUUGUUGUUUUGCUGAUUGUGGUGUGGACUGUGGAUGUUCUCAGCGGCGGGCGGGAAACGGGAAGAAUGAUGAGAGGUUGUGAUUAUUUGACUUAUCCCCAUUGAAUGUUUUGAAAAGACUGAAAUAGAAGAAGAUCAUGGACUGUGGUUCAGAUAAAAGAACAGCGUCAAAAUUUUCCCCAGAUUUCAGCAUACCCAGAAAAGGGCGCUGGGGAAAAAGAAGAAGAGGAGAUCACCCUAAAAACCCAUGGCGAGAAUGGUUUCAUUACAGCAACAAACCACGCACCCUGGUUUCUCUCUUCUCACUUCUUCCCUCUCUGAUUUCAAUGGCGCUCGCCUCCAUUCUCAGCUCCAGUUCCAGAGGAAGAUGGGUCUGCAAAACAGAGGAGCAUUGCAGGUCAGUGCCUCCAGCAGCUCCAAGAACAUUCUGAUCAUGGGUGGCACUCGAUUCAUUGGUAUCUUCUUGUCAAGACUUCUUGUUAAAGAAGGCCAUCAGGUGACGUUGUUUACGAGAGGGAAGGCACCGAUUGCCCAGCAAUUACCAGGCGAAUCAGACCAGGAUUUUGCUGACUUCUCAUCUAAGAUAUUGCAUUUGAAAGGAGAUAGGAAAGACUCCAACUUUGUGAAGACCAGCCUCUCAGCCAAAGGCUUCGAUGUUGUCUAUGAUAUCAAUGGACGCGAGGCUGUUGAAGUUGAACCCAUCAUAGAAGCUCUACCAAACCUAGAACAGUUUAUUUACUGUUCUUCAGCUGGAGUCUACCUGAAAUCUGAUCUCUUACCCCAUUGUGAGGUAGAUGCGGUUGAUCCCAAGAGCAGGCACAAGGGAAAGCUCGAGACGGAGAGCUUUCUCGAAUCGACGGGAGUCAACUGGACAUCUAUAAGGCCAGUCUACAUCUAUGGACCUCUAAACUACAACCCUGUGGAGGAAUGGUUCUUCCACCGGUUGAAGGCUGGUCGCCCCAUCCCAAUUCCCAACUCCGGGAUCCAAAUGACCCAGCUUGGCCAUGUCAAGGAUUGUAUAAACUUUGCUUCCCUCGAAUCACGCAUUCGAUAUUGUAGAAAGGAAGAUGAAACAAAUGAUUCAUGGCUUGUUAAUAUACAGGAUUUGGCAACAGCAUUCAUUACGGUGCUUGGGAAUGAAAAGGCCAGCAAGGAAGUGUUCAACAUAUCUGGUGAGAAGUACGUAACGUUUGAUGGGUUGGCUAGAGCAUGCGCCAAGGCUGGUGGGUUUCCAGAGCCCGAGCUUGUUCAUUACAACCCGAAGGAGUAUGAUUUCGGGAAGAAGAAGGCAUUCCCAUUCCGCGACCAGCAUUUCUUUGCGUCAAUCGACAAGGCGAAACAUGUUCUUGGCUGGAAGCCGGAGUUUGACCUGGUAGAGGGUCUCACGGAUUCGUACGAGCUAGAUUUUGGGAGGGGGACAUUCAGGAAAGAGGCUGAUUUCUCGACGGACGACAUCAUCCUUGGGAAGUCUCUUGUCACGGCAUAGAAAGACGCCCUCCGGCUCCCUUGAUUUGCUUGGCAGAGUCUGCUCUACACUUGUACACUACUACACGUUUUGUUGUUGAGAUGUAGAACGAAUGAGGCAUUCACCAGAAGCAAGAAUGCAUUGAUUGUAGUGAACGGAUUUUGUUUAGGUCAAGAUGGUUGUCAUCCAAAAAAGUAAGAUAGUGUGAACGGAUCCCCAAUUAGAUUUGGGUCCCCUCAAAAAUCAGAGGGUAAAUCUGAUUAUGCACCCUACCCUCUACCUCAUUUUCAUGCGACCAAGUUAACCUAAUCGAGGUAUUCAAGAAAAUUUAAUCA